This is a messenger RNA of Gymnodraco acuticeps, 3360 nucleotides long. RefSeq lists its product as uncharacterized. The transcript is spliced from 9 exons. The record is from RefSeq and is a predicted model, not a curated record. NCBI's taxonomy places the organism in Eukaryota, Metazoa, Chordata, Actinopteri, Perciformes, Bathydraconidae. Bases 1318 to 2895 code for a protein of 525 amino acids.
AGAAAGCAUUUUGCACAUCGUGAUCAUAGUCUGCUGUACAGUCGGGGCUCUACUGAUAGUGGGGGUGUGUUGCUGCGCCUGCUGGAAAAUGAGGCGCGGUAAGAAGUCAGGUAAAAAAAGGACAAAAAAGGCUUUUGGUUUAAAACUAACUGAAGAUCAACACUGGACAAGUGAGGACCCUAAGAUUGAACCCUACUUUGCAUGACUUGGGUGCUGGAAAAUCUCUUUGUACCUUGCAGAAUUAUGUGAGAUCAUCUAUCUAGUUUAAGUACCAGGUUUUUUUUUCAUCCUUUAAAAAAAUGUUUCAAUAUCAUUGUCUGUUUAUUUUGCUGCCCUUCCCUCAUGGCAAACUAUUGGUACAUAAUAUGAAAGUUGAAUGUUUGCACUGUAGCUCUGAUAAAAAAAUAAAAAUAAACAUUGAUUUACAAUUACAAAAAAUAUGUAUUUAAUACUCGUUUGAAUGAGUUAUUGUUACUGGAAUUAUUACAUAAUGAGAGGAUGCUGCUGUAAAUUAAAUGCUGUACAUUUGAAUUAAGUUGCAAGUUAUUAACAGUAAGUGUACUUAUUGAUAUAAACAAGCCUUAAAACAUCACUUACAUCAUGAGUCCUUUUACUGAAAGUUAAAUAAAUAAAAUAAUUUAAAGACCACACUAAAGUAGAUGGCUGAAGUAGUUAAUUUAAAAGGUCUUGUUGGUAUUAGUUGAAUCAUGUUUGACGACAUCUACAGGCCAAGUUUGGUUUCACUCACUUUAUGUCUUGUCUAAGGACCAGUUGUUUCAUAGUUAGAGGGACCUAGUUGUUUUCUGAUACAAAAGUACACCAUUUUUUUCUUUGGAUAUAGAAAUAGUGUGAGAAAGUUGAAAGUUAUUGUCACAGUAAAACUUUAUGUCAAGGAUUGUAGUGUUCUCUCAUUUCUUAUUCAUUAUUGAGAUGUUAAACUCUGUAUAUACACCCUGUGGUACUGUUUCAAUCAUAACUUAUUUAUAUUCUCUCUCAAAUGUGGAGGAAAAGGCAGAACAUAAUGGACAAAAUAAUAGAACCAAAGUGCAGGUCUUAGUGGUCAGUGUUUCGUGUGACACUUUGUUUAACUUCCUUUAGAGCAGUGACACCAUGUCCUGCCAUGGUAUCGUUUAGGCUAUAACGGUAGAAUGUUCUCAACAUAAAUGAGGAAGUAAGAUGCUUUUAAUCUGAAUCUGACCACUAACAGAAGACAUGUCAGGCUGCUCUGUGUAGUAUGUGCAUGUUUGCUGUAGUAUAAAGUUUAGAGUUUAGUGUGAGCUGCAGACUGGGUCCCCAGAGGCUGAACACUGAGGAGACAUGCAGGCUGUGAUCGGAGUGUUGGUGAUGAUGCUCGGAGCCUCUUACGGUCUGGAAACCCACUGUGACGGCAGACAGGAUGGAGCUCAGUGUUUCGGUCCAUUGGGAGGAACUGUGGUCCUCCAGCUGAUGGACAGGGCCUUAGUAACAGAAAGAUACCUAUUGUACAAAUCGUCAGCAACAAUACUUUAUGUGAUAAAUAAUAUGAUUGUAACGAAUGCCAUAAAAAGCAGAUCCUCAUUUAAUCCAAGUGAUGGAACAUUUAGGGUGAACAACCUCAGCAGGACUGACAGUGCUGAAUAUACAUUUAAAAUCAGUGACAGCAUACAUAUCAAAGAGAAACGGGCUCUACAGUUGACCAUUCAAGCUCCUGUGUCCUCUGUCCGGCUGGCCUCUGAGUGUCUGUCCCAGGGAGAGAAGAGGGUCUCCUGCUCCUCUGGGGGAGGGGACAGUCCUCAGUACAACUGGACUCUGGGUGGACGCUCACUGACAGACACUGAGCUCCUCUCUGUAAAUACUGAGACUAACAGCAUCACUCUGAAACAACACGUCUCUGGAAUAGUGGCCUGCUCAGUCGAGAAUAACGUCAGCCGCUUCUGUGGCUUCACAUUCAUCAAGUGCACCUCAAAUGAGACACAGAUAUCACAGUGGGUGUUUGCAGCCAAUAAUAUGCUGUGUUUUGAACCAACAACACCUCCUACCACCAUCUCAGAAUCCUCCACUGUGGGUCUGGAAACCUAUUGUGACGGCAGACAGGAUGGAGCUCACUGCUUCGGUCCUUUGGGAGGAACUGUGGUCCUCCAGCUGAUGGACAGGGCCUUAGAAACACAAAGAUACCUAUUGUACAAAUCUACAACAGUAAUACUUACUGUGAUAAACAAUACGAUUGUGCGUAAUGUGCUAAAAAGCAGAUCCUCAUUUAAUCCAAGUGAUGGAACAUUUAGGGUGAACAACCUCAGCAGGACUGACCGUGCUGAAUAUAAACUUGAAAUCCGUGACAGCAUACAAAUCAAGGAGAAUCGCGCUCUACGACUGACCAUUCAAGCUCCUGUGUCCUCUGUCCGGCUGGCCUCUGAGUGUCUGUCCCAGGGAGAGAAGAGGGUCUCCUGCUCCUCUGGGGGAGGGGACAGUCCUCAGUACAACUGGACUCUGGGUGGACGCUCACUGACAGACACUGAGCUCCUCUCUGUAAAUACUGAGACUAACAGCAUCACUCUGAGACAACACGUCUCUGGAGCAGUGGCCUGCUCAGUCAGGAAUAACGUCAGUCAGGUCUCUAAAGGAGAGGAGAUCUCUAACUGUGGCUUCAUAUUCAUUAACUGCACCUCAAAUGGGAGACAGAUACCACAGUGGGUGUUUGCAGCCAACACUAUGCUGUGUGUUGAACCAGAUUCCUCCACUGCGGCUGAUCACUCCCUGCUCGUAUGUGGUGUGCGGGCAGCUGUGGUGGUUUUUGCAUUAAUCGGGAUUGCCGUCUAUUUUGCUUGGAAGAAAAAUAACUACAAGAAGGCUGAAGGUUCUGCUUACCGUCCAGAGAGGGAACAUCAAGACGAGUCUGUUGUGAUGGUUGAGAUGUAAGCCAUCUGAAGUUCAACUCAGGUCGUCUCUCAUCGUCUUUAAGCAUGUGAAGAAAGGGAGUGGAAAUAAUCUGCUGUUUUUAUUCUAAAAGUACUUAAAUGUGUUCACAGUUCAGCAGCUCAGUAUGAGUUGUUAUUAUUUGAGGUCUGUUAGUGUUGUUUUGCAUUUGUAUCGCAGUUCAAGUACAAGUCGAGGUGCCUGCAUUUUUUCACUCUUUGUAAAUUACAAUCAUGAUCAUUUAUAUAAUGUUAGUAUUGAACUCAGAUUGAAUCAUGUGCAUGAUAGUUUGUUGUUUUUCUCAUGUGAUUCAAAUGUCAUAUAUAGGUCUUUUUUUGCUUGUUUGCUUGCAAUACGUUCUUAUGGAAAGUCUUUUUAGUGUUGUUAUAUAUCCAAUCCAGUUGUGGUACUUUAUGAAGUUAAAUAUUGCUUUCAUGAUAAUAAAAGUAAGUAAGGCUAAUAAAGGUC